Messenger RNA from Tetranychus urticae (two-spotted spider mite), 2491 nucleotides. RefSeq lists its product as uncharacterized. The record is from RefSeq and is a predicted model, not a curated record. NCBI's taxonomy places the organism in Eukaryota, Metazoa, Arthropoda, Arachnida, Trombidiformes, Tetranychidae.
CGUUAAACUACAACAAGUUACAAUUUUGCCCUUCACGUCUAUUGUCACCAGUUUUCAAUUAAUGCUUAUUUAGAAGUGAAUAAUUCACAUAACAAAAUAACCAAAGUUGAUUUAUUUUCAUACUCAAGUAAGAAUGGAUACAAUUAGUCCAUUAACAGUGCCGAGUGACUCUUGGAAAUCAUUGGUUUGCAAAAUAUGUAAGAAAGAUGAUGUUGUUUUGAACCUGAAAACUUGUGGAUGCUUUUUCUGUGACUCCUGUGACGGUGAUUCUCAAAAUAUAUGUGUCUCUUGCCGAUCUAAAGUCAAUCCAAGGAUAAAAUUGUCAUUCUCAAAGAAGCCAAGAUGCAAGUAUCAUGAACUCAACCAGUGUUUUAAUAAUGCUGAAUACAAGUGUAAUUGUAUUCCAGACUGUUUAGUCUGUGAUUCCUGCCUUAGCUUCAUUCACGAUAAAAGAGUGCGUGGAUCUUGUGUUCCUGAAAUUUUGACACCCAAAGUUACCACUAAUUAUGAACCAUGUCAAAUGUGCGAAGAGUUUAUUGCUGAAUUUAAAAUGACUUCGGAACCGUAUUCAAAAUUUUGCUUCGAUUGUAAAACAAAAAGUAAUGCUAUUUGUAUUCCAUUUGAAAAAGAUUCUGAUCAAGAUUCAGAUUGGAGUCAGUUUUACAAAGAGUAUGUACAAUGCUCACGAAUGAUUUUAGGUAAAAUUAAAAAAAUCGAAAAAGCGUUGGAAUUGACCAGUUUAGAUCGUGAACAGAGGAUACAAAAAUGCAAAGAUGCAUUAUCUCAGAUACAAAAAUGCUUGAUCGAAAAUACUGAGCAAUCUGACCGACAAAUUGCAGCUCUUGAACAGCAACUUGACAAUUUCAAAAAGAUUUCAAAUAUUUUGAAGCCCAAUGGUACAAUGAAAACAAUUCUUGAUCUACUCAAAAAUAAACAAUUGAACUUGCAUGGAAAAAAUGGAAAAAAGGAAAUAUGGAGUUUCUUGAACUUUUAUCGAGAAAAAAAUUACUACAACCCUCGGUACCCUAGAGCUGAAAAAAUUAAGACUUUGUAUGUGCGAAACUAUUCCAGGAAACAAUAUCUUUUGAAGUUUCCAUUACCUUCCAACUCAUCAGUAUCAUCCAACUCAGGUGUUCCAGCGAAGUCAGAUGUAUCUGUUCAAGAAAUCAUAGACAAUGGAGUCAAGCCGUUUGUUGUUUUGGUCGAGAAACCAUCUACAGUAAAUGAGCGUAAAAAAAUACUCGAAGAUAUCCAGAAACAUGAAGAUAAAUGGGUACGCAAAGAACGUUUUGAUGUGUUCGAUAUUGUGAUCAUAUUUGAUGCUGAUGCGACUGACAGUCCCAAAUACAAGAGGGCUAAAAUUUUGAACCGAAAAAAAGACGUGUCCAAAGUUUUUCUCCUUGAUUUUGGCUUUAAAACUACAGUCAAAAAUAGUUCAAUCGGUGAAAUCAACGAAAUCACUAUUAAUGGUAAAAAAACUUGUUUCCUUGCUCAACUCACGGGAAGUGUUAACGUAAAUUGUGACUUUAAGCAAAAGGAUGGAUUACCUAAGGCUCAGCACUUAGUAACUAGUGUGAGAUGCAAAUCCAACUCAUGAGACUCCGCGAGGAUCAGAAGGAAUACCUAUUGUCAAGCACCUAAUAAUUUAAGAAGACAUUUCACCUAAAAUUGAACCAGAAACUCAACUCAACAUAUCAGUAAAUCCGUAAAUUUUCAUUAUUUUUAUAAUGAUUUUUUUUCAUUCACUUGCAACCUUGGAUAAUUUAAACCGAACAAUCAAUCGAAUUGAAAGGAAAGGAAACUCAACAUCUUCAAAUCUUCAAAAGCAGCAACUAAUAUAAUAUUUACCCUGAAAUUAGACUAUGAAAUGGCAAUGAUGGAGAUGAUGCUGAUGAAAUAGAAAUUAUGCGAUUUUAGUUACAAACCAAUAAUGAGAUUAAUAAAUGAAAUGUUAAUAAUCAUUUUUAGGUCGAUCCUUCAAAUUAAAUUCAUAAUGAAAGUAAUUGACAAAAAUAGAGGCCUUCAAGGUUUCAUGAAAGUCAAGAUGAACAAGAGAAGAUGAUAUCGAUGUUGGUAUUGGCAGUACAUUGAAAGGUGGUAACGUUGUUGGAGGCCAAAUCGAGGUAGUGAUGAUGGACAACAAAUAAUAAUUAUAAUGAAAUAAUGAUAAUCACAAUAAAAUGUAAUACGAUAAUUACUCCGCCUUUAAUUUGUAAUUUGGAUGACCCUGAAACCGAUACAAACAAGUAAAGCCUCUCCUGGUCUAAUAAAAUUGGACCGGACUGUUGUCAGGGACUUUCUCUAACUCUCUUUCUUUGUCUUCCCUGAUUCUCCUUCUCUCCUUCUCUCUCUUAUGCCAUGUGUGAGUUAACCUCAUAACAUUAUUAUACUUUUCUGACUCUCAAUAUAUUUAUAUAUUUUUUUGUUAAUUAACAUUAUUUUAUUAAACAAAUCGAAAGGAAGUUUUGCUUAAGAAAAUUGAAUAAAUAAA